This is a messenger RNA of Bradysia coprophila, 2032 nucleotides long. RefSeq names its product stargazin-like protein (gene stg1). Gene Ontology annotation, biological process: regulation of AMPA receptor activity; neurotransmitter receptor internalization; positive regulation of synaptic transmission, glutamatergic. Gene Ontology annotation, molecular function: voltage-gated calcium channel activity; channel regulator activity. The record is from RefSeq and is a predicted model, not a curated record. Gene Ontology annotation, cellular component: AMPA glutamate receptor complex; postsynaptic density membrane. NCBI's taxonomy places the organism in Eukaryota, Metazoa, Arthropoda, Insecta, Diptera, Sciaridae.
AUGAUCCUUACGGCACAGAAAACUUUCGCCGUUGCAGUUGUGAUAGCUUCAUUAGCUGGUCCGCAAUGGUUGUUGACAGAAGAAAAAUUACCAAACCAUAACUAUAAUGGAACCGCAAAUUUCAAUGUUGCGGAUGAUGGAAUUUAUAUCACAAAGCACACAAAAUCAAGUCUUUGGAUAUUAUGUGCAUCACAAGGUUUAGAUUACUAUUGCUCGACAAUAGACUACUUUCCCAACGAGGAAUACAGUCCAGAUCCCAAUGACUCAACAAUGGCAAUUCCAUAUGCAAUAACUCGAUCGACACCAUUCUUCAUUGUAUCUGGGAUAGUUUUGCUUGUUAGCUACAUUGUUCUCAUAGUAGCAAUGUGUUCACAUCGACACAGUCUAUACUUUUUUACAUCCGGAAUUUUAUUUAUCAUUUCAGGACUGCUCAUGCUAAUUGGUUUGAUUGGAUUAAUUUCAACGUUCAAAGCUGAAAUUGGCUCAAAACUACGACCUCGAUCAUCCUUACAACCACCGAUGUUCACGUUUCGUUACGGACAGAGUUUCUUUCUUUACGUUAUCGGUUUUAUAUCAACCGAAUUUGUUGGAGUUCUGAAUGUUUUUCUGUACAUUAGUCUUCAGCAAAUUGGACGAGAAAAAAUGAUGACUUGCUUUCUUUACCCACGAACACCGGAAAAGAUUAAGGACUUGGAUGUAAAUACAAAACAAUUUAAUGGCGGGGGCAAUGGAAUUGGUAGUGCAAUGAAUUAUAAUUGCAAAAAACAUCCUGCACUACCCAACGGAUAUUAUUCACCAUUUACGCAAAGACGGUAUUACUUCGAGAAAUCGCAAAAUUGUGGCCUACCCUCAAAAAAUCUGGCCAAAAGUUUGAAUGAAUUGUACACCGAACCGGCGCCAAAAUUUUCGCCCUUCGAUUUGCCGAACGAAUUCCCUCUGACACGAAGUGUUUCCACCACCACCGACAUCUAUUCGAGCAAUUCAAAAUCGUGUACGAGCGACCGACCCAAUCAAAGAAAAUCAUCAUCGCGGGACAGUUUGAAUGAAAUGUGCGGCAUAACGAAGGGAAUUUUAAGUAGUGGCAAGCGAGCCAAGUCGAAAGACGAACUUUUCAGUGAAUUUUGUGAACGGGCUGGUAAUCGUCCAAAGCCCAAGGACAUUUAUCUAAUCGAAUACGAUCAGUUGGAGGAAGAUAAAAGCAUUUACAUAGUGGACAAUUACAAGAACAGGCGCAAUUCUUAUGUACCCUCAAACAUCCGUAAAUCGAAUCUAUUCAAUUCACACACCUCGCUGAAAGAUACAAACAAUAAAUCAUAUCCGAAAAGCUUCUUCGACCUGGAAAAUUGUGAUCGAAGGCAGUUGAACAAUUGCAUUGACAACAACAACUAUUUUCAACAAAACAACUCCAAUCGAAGUUUAUAUCAGAGCCGAACGCUACCAAGAGAUUUCCUGAAACGCAAUCUGGAAUUUGUGGAUGAUUUUGCGACGCGCCGGGUAUCAGCUAGUGGCGUUUACAUGCCGAAUAAGGAUCAACAGUAUCCUGACUACUACAAAAAAUCCUACGAUACUCUAGCUUCGAGGAAUAGUCGACAGAAGGACGCUUACUCUGGAGAGGACACAUUAUCCGUACAUUGGCCGAAUGCUAUACCAACCUCGCCAUCUAGUUUUUCGACGCGAUCACAAUUUCAAGCACGAUCGAGAAAUUUCUAUCCGCAAAUGUACUAUCAGGAAUCUCCUAGCGGUAGUGAGGAUUUCGGCACGUUCGAUUUGGACAAAAUCGAAAACGAUCGACGAAAGUCACACGCCAAUUUGUUUGAAAUUGAUUUUGAUUGUAAAAAUGGAACAGCGGUGUAGCAGGAACGUCAGUGUCCUGCGGCGUUAGUAAAGAAUUCCAAUGAAUGGAAAAUAAAAAUGGAAUAUCAGUACUGAAGAGGUUGCCGAUCGAUUUUUGAAAUAAUUUUUAUACGGAAAAUGGGUACAACUACGGCAAUAUUUAAUAAAUACAUUUAUACGUUAGACAAUUUUCUAAGUG